CCGGUAGAUCAAAAGCCGUCAUUUUUUUGGAUAAUGAAAGCCCAUAAGACCAAAAACUGUUAUCAAAAUGGUCUUUAUUUGAAAAGCUGCAACCGAAGCUUUUGCCUAUUCGGGCUUUUUACCUACAUGUAGCAAAAAUUCGAACUCGACGAAACAUCCUCCACUUUCGAAAGUGACUGAGAGGAACUUUGCCCCAAGCGACUGAGAAGCAUCGACGCCGGAGGCUAAUUACCAGCUGUUGUUCACCGUGUUCAGGUAUAAUCAAAUGCCAUUGCUCAUUCUUUUUUCGGAUUCCAUUGACACAUUAGGCUCCAGGUGUUAACACCAUCUCAUCUCUAAUCUGCUCUGCUCCAAGCAUCACCAAUAGAGAGAGUGUCUUGUACUGCAAAGGAGAAAGGAAGGGCUCUAUUUAUUGACCGACGUGAUAAAUUUAUAUUUUUGCAAACAAACAAACAAACAAAGGAAUAAAUAAAUAUCCUCUCUUCUUUACUAUACCACACCGUCUCUCGUUAUCUUCCUUCGAAACUCCAAUGCUGUUACGCUCGCUUGCUCUUUGUUGCUGAACUUGAAACGAUCAAGAUAAGAAAGAAAAAAUUCCAAAAAGUUUUUGAUGGCAUUGAGACGCUUCUUUGGGUUUUCUGAUGGAGAGCUGAUGAGAUCAGAUGCAAAGCCAUGCUCAAGAUUAAUGAGACACACAGCUGGGGUUUUCACUGUGGGAGGAGCAUUAGCUUUCUGGGUUCUUUGUAGAUUGCAUUAUGGUCCAAGAAUAACGGUCCCAAGGAGUCUUAGGUGGGCUGCUUGCGGAGCUGUAUCUAUGAGCUCAACUUCAGCUUUAUUGGUUCGCCUCUUUAGUCCAGAAUGUGAACCCCAAAAUAUAGCUGCUUAUGAUAAAGGAAAGUGAAAUUAUGCCUUCUGUAUUAGUUGUUUUGUCAAAUUAAUUUUCUGUAUCUCUUUUAGAAGAUUUUUGUAGUACAUUUCUCAAAAGGGAUCAGCAUGGGGUUGAACUUCACUGGAAUGAAUCAGGAGAUGCUUCCCAAAUGGAUAUCUUUCCCGUUUUGAAUUAAGCCUAUGGAGAUGUUAGUGUGAUA
Messenger RNA from Nelumbo nucifera (sacred lotus), 1088 nucleotides. Its product is annotated as 40S ribosomal protein. NCBI's taxonomy places the organism in Eukaryota, Viridiplantae, Streptophyta, Magnoliopsida, Proteales, Nelumbonaceae. The record is from RefSeq and is a predicted model, not a curated record.